UUGCCUUCAUUUAAUUGUUUACUAGUUUGUUCCAUUCGGUUCUUGGACGACUUGAACUUGAACCUAACCUUCAUAGUCUUUGUUGAUUGAUAAAACUUAACGCUUUGCGCAAUAUUUCGGAGUACUUUUUGUUCCAGCGAUGGAUAUUUUAAAUAAAGGAGAAAGUGUUCUAGUUAUUUGGGAGACUGGAAAUAAAUCUGAAAAGUUAAAAGAGUUUGUGGAAGAAUGUAAAAAGGUUGUUGGUGAUACAGGGAAAAUUUAUGUGGAAAAUGCGCAACGUUUAUCAAUGGCGUCGCUGCCGGCGUCCAGCGUAGACGCGGUGCUCUCGGGACUGCACCCCCAGGAGGUGAGGCACGACGUGGGUCUGCUGGGAGAGGUGGUGCGCGUGCUGCGUCCUCGUGGCCGCCUGGUGCUGCAGGAGGUGCUCAGCGCGGCCCAGACGCGCGAGCGACUGCUGAGCGUGCUGACCAUGAGCGGGCUGGCGAGGCCCACCAGCGUCCGUGCCGUGCCGCUGCCCCCCGAGGAGCCCCCGCGCCUCGAAGUGCGCUGCGCCAAGCCUGACUUCGAGGUCGGCUCCUCUGCCAAGCUGUCGUUCCCCGGCGCAGUGACGCAGCGCGCCGAGGUGGCGGCCGUGUGGAAGCUGGACGACACGGUCGAUGACGACAUCGAGACGAUGGACCCGGACGAGCUGCUGGACGAUGACGACCUCAAGAAGCCGGACCCUGGUUCGCUGAGGGUGUGCGCGACGUCCGGCAAGCGCAAGGCGUGCAAGAACUGCUCGUGCGGCCUGGCGGAGGAGCUGGCGGCCGGGGGCAAGCCAGCGCAGAAGACUGCCACCUCCUCCUGUGGCAGCUGCUACCUGGGGGACGCAUUCCGCUGUGCCAGCUGCCCCUACCUGGGCAUGCCGGCCUUCAAGCCCGGGGAGAAGGUGCAGCUCGCGGAGCGGCAGCUCAGGGCCGACGUGUAGGCGUGCCCUUGCCGUGCCCUCGCCGUGCUGUGGUCGCGCCGUGAAGAGCGGUGCUCUGUGCUAUUGCGCUCUCUUUGGCCAGCUGUUUUGUUCCUUACACCACUUUUUUAAGUUUCAGAAAGGCACCAAACAUUUUUGUUUUUGAAAUGUAUCUAAACAUUUGUAUGCUGUAUGGGAUGAAAUUAAAUUAAAUAUAUUAUAUAUAUCAAAA
This is a messenger RNA of Bacillus rossius redtenbacheri, 1178 nucleotides long. RefSeq names its product anamorsin homolog (gene CIAPIN1). Gene Ontology annotation, biological process: iron-sulfur cluster assembly. The transcript is spliced from 5 exons. Gene Ontology annotation, molecular function: iron-sulfur cluster binding. Lineage: Eukaryota; Metazoa; Arthropoda; Insecta; Phasmatodea; Bacillidae. Bases 140 to 967 code for a protein of 275 amino acids. Gene Ontology annotation, cellular component: cytoplasm. The record is from RefSeq and is a predicted model, not a curated record.